This is a messenger RNA of Taeniopygia guttata (zebra finch), 974 nucleotides long. The record is from RefSeq and is a predicted model, not a curated record. Lineage: Eukaryota; Metazoa; Chordata; Aves; Passeriformes; Estrildidae.
AUGUCACUUAAUUUGUUCGUUUCUACCAUCUUUGUACUUAUGCCUGCCUUGAUUUUUGUCCCCUCCCCGUGCCCACGGAUAAUCUGCAUACUCAUUAAAGAUGCGUAUCCCUGUUCUGAGCUGUCCUGGUCCCCAUCACACAGCGUGCUCUCCGUUCCCAAAGCUCCCAUCCCAUCCCAUCCCUCCCCUCGGUGCUCCCCCACCAGCAGCUCCCACGGCUCCUUUGGGGUUUGGGAUCAGGGACCAAAUCCCACCCUCAUCCCCCCAUGCAGCUGCAGCAGGGUGCAAAUCCUUUGGGGUUUGGGACCAGGGACCAAAUCCCACCCUCAUCCCACACCCCUGCAGCUGUGGGUGCAGAGAAGGGUGCAAAUCCUUUGGGAUUUGGGACCAGGGACCAAAUCCCACCCUCAUCCCACACCCCUGCAGCUGCAGGGGCAGGAGAAGGGUGCAAAUCCUUUGGGGUUUGGGACCAGGGACCAAAUCCCAGCCUCAUCCCCCCUGCAGCUGCAGAAGGGUGCAAAUCCUUUGGGGUUUGGGACCAGGGACCAAAUCCCACCCUCAUCCUCAUUACAGCUGCAGAGGGGUGCAAAUCCUUUGGGAUUUGGGACCAGGGACCAAAUCCCAGCCUCAUCCUCCCUACAGCUGCAGAGGGGUGCAAAUCCUUUGGGAUUUGGGACCAGGGACCAAAUCCCAGCCUCAUCCCCCCUGCAGCCGCAGCAGCAGGAGGAGGGUGCAGGAGGGUGGCAGCUCCCGAGGGGGGUGAGACCCUCACAGGAGAUUUUGGGGGUGGGGAAGGAGGGAAAAGCCCUCCCCGACAUUCACGUCCAGAGUUGUUGGAUCCAGCCCGGACUCGUGGACUCAGCUUUGCUUUGCUUCUGUUUUAGCUGUUUCUCUGCUACCUUUUCAGCAGAUUUCUUAUUACACUGCACUGGAUUGCUAUAUUUUUAACCAGAAAUAAACUAAGGAUUAGAGCA